Molecule: messenger RNA, 3374 nt
Organism: Chlamydomonas reinhardtii
Lineage: Eukaryota; Viridiplantae; Chlorophyta; Chlorophyceae; Chlamydomonadales; Chlamydomonadaceae
Exons: 17
Coding region: 96-2981 (961 amino acids)
Molecular function (GO): protein binding
Source: RefSeq, a predicted model, not a curated record
CAUGAAAGGGUAGAUGGGCUCUUCGCGCUCCCGCGCUCCACGCUCUUUUGCGCAGAGCCCCUACCGAAGCAAGCUCUCCUAAGCUAGCUUCCAUAAUGGCAGCCCAGAAUGCAAACGAUGAACUCUCUGAACUGCGCAUCGUCUCCCCUGACGACGAGAAAAUCAUCGCUGCUGCCAAAUGGACGCCGCGCCUGGAGCUGGCGUGUGAGGGCAAGCGCUGCUUGCUGCUGGGAGGCCACCAGAUCGCCACCAACACCAUCAUGGUCUGGUGCACAUGCGGCGCUGCCGACUGCGACCACCCGGACGGCUCCCGCCUCAUGGCGCUGGACUCGUGGGUGAUUGAGCACUGCAGGGGCGAGGACCUGGCCAAGUACGAGGACGCCGACGAGGACGAGGAGGGCGGCGGCGGCAGCGAGGACGGCGACAAGCUGGACAAGCUGGACGCAAUGGUGAUGGAGGCGGCAGUGGUGGUGCGGGUGGAGAGGAACGUGCUGCCCAAGCAGGUGUCUCUGCGGCAGCUGCUGUGCAACGUGCUGGUGUCACAGGGCGGCAACAGUCUCCUCAAGGGCGUGCACUUCUGGGUGUAUUGGUACGACCAGGCCAUUCCGCGGCCCCAGGACCGCGAGUAUCGCGGCAUCGGCACCAGCUGGGUGCCGGGGCCGCUGGCGCGCAAGGAUCUGGGAGUGUGGUACAAGGCGCGCAUCAUCAAGUGCGACGCCACCGCCGGCACCAUCACGGUGACGUACGACGUGGACAACAGCCAGGACGAGAUGUACCUGCUGGUGGCCUUCACACACUUUGGCGUGGAGCCGCCAAGCCGAGGCGGGUGGCCCGUCGUGCUGCCCGACAUGGAGCGGGUGGCAACUCUGGGCAUGCCCGGCGCUUCAAAGUCUGGCAAAGCCAAGCUGAAGACCGCCAAGCGCCCUCGCGAUGAGCUGGGGGACUUCGUGGUGCCGCUGGACAGCGAGCGGCCACCGGCUAAGAAGCCUGCCACCGCCGCAGCCAAGGCGAGCGGCGGCGAGGCUGUGACCAAAAAGAAGGCAAAAGCAGCACCAGCGGCGGCGGAAGGAUCGGCAGCGGGAGGCUCGGGGUCGGGGGCAGCGGUGAAGAGUGGUGGAGGGGCGUCGGUUGGGACAAAGCCCGUUCCGGCCGCUGCCAAGCCGGCAGCAGUGGCGCCCAAAAAGGCAGGCGCAAACGCAGCAGCCGCCAAGCCGGCUAACGCGGCAGGUAAACCCGCGGUCGCGGCCAAGGCCGCAAAGCGUUCAGCGCCGGUGCCUGUGGAAUCCGAGGAGGAGGAUGAAGACGGCGACGAUGAGGAUGAGAAGCCAGAUGCUGCGACAGCGCCCGCGCCAAAGCCCGCACCAGUGCAGGCAAGGCCUCCCGCCAAAGCACCUGCGCCGGCCGCUGCAGCCGCAGUCCCUGCGGCCACGGCAGCCCCAAAGCCAUCACCACCGCCGCUGCCUCAGAAGCCACCGCAGCAGAAGCAGCCUUCCGCCUCUCCCGCUGCACCCAACGUACCGGCUGCCGUGACGUCAUCCGACCCCCGCAGCCGCCCGGCCACUUCCACACUCGCACCCGCGCCUGCGUCUGCGCCGCCGCGCCACGAGUUUGAGCCGCUGCCUCUGGCCCUCACGUCACCGAGCGUACCGAGCCCCCCGAUGCCGUUGCCUCCCAGUGCGGAUCAACGCAAGGCUCUGAAGUCGGCGGCAAAGUUGCGCCUUGGCUUCUGCCGCCUGCUUAGCGGCAAGGCCGAGCAGUUUCCUGUCUUCGCAUUCAACGAGGUGGACGCCGAGCAGCCGCCCAACUUUGACUACCUGUUGCAUAAUGAGGAGGCGGUGGCGGCGGAGCUGGCGGCGGCGCAGCAGAUGCAGCCCGGCGUGGCGGCGGCGCUGAAGGACCUGCAGGACCAAGCCAGCGCAUCACAACCACGGUAUGGUGAGGCGUGUGGGCGCUGCUACCACAGCGCCGUGCGACAGCGGGAGGAGCAAGAGGACGCCGCGGCCGGCAAGGCGCGCCGGCCGCCGCUGUCUGAGCCGGCCAGCUACGACGCCAGCGGGCGCCUGCUCAUCACACGCCCGUUGGGUCUACACGAGUGCAGCCCGGCCUGCAGGGACGCGCUGUGCCGCGCCAACAUGACGUUAUCUCUGGGGCUGCGCCGCACGCUCGAGGUGUUCAGGACGCCGGACCGCAGCUGGGGCGUGCGAUGUCGGGAGCCGCUCUCACCCGGGGACUUCGUGGCGCCACUGGUUGGGCGGCUGGUUCCGGCGGCGCAGCUGCUGCUGCGGGAGCAGGGGCCCGGGCCGGCCGCCGCCCUCGGCGCUGGCUCCGCGCUGGCGGCCCCCGGUGUGGUGCUGCUCAACCACUUCUUUGAGCUGUGGGAGGCUGUGUACUCGCGUGGCCUGACCUGGUGCGACCAGCACGUGCGCACCUGGCAGCUGCCGCCCAACCCGCUGGCGGCGGCGCUGGUGGACGGCUCCGCCUACGCCGACCUGCCGCGGCCCCCUGCUGACAGCAGCAUCGGCAGUGGCAGUAGCAACGGUGCCGGUGGCGGCGGCAGUAGCAACGGCACCACCAACCCAGCUCCGCCCGCCUCGGCGCUGCGGCGGCCGCUGGGUGCCAUGUUGGCGCUUGACACGCGGCGUGCCGGCAACGUGGCACGAUUUGUACGGCACUGCUACGGCAGGCCGGGCGAGGGAGCCGCUGCAGCUGGUGGCGCGGCUAGCGCCGCAGCUGGAGGCGGGGGCGGGAACGGGGGCGGGGACGGGGAUGGGGUCGCAGGCGUAGGCGGCAGUGGGCCGGCACUGGUGAUUCAGCCGGUGCUGUGUGGUGCGCACUGCCGCAGUCCCCUGCUGUACUGUGUGGGGCUCUACGUGGCCAGGCACGUGCGGGCGGGCGAGGAGCUCACGUGCGACUGGCGCGCGGUGUCGCUGGCGCCUCUGCCGGGGCCGGCGGCCCGGGUCGGGGCGGUGGGGAGGGGUUGAUGCGGGGGAUUGACUCGGGCAUGAGUGCUGAAGGGCCUUGCAGGCAAAUUGACACGCAACGUGUAGCGCGGCCAAGAGCAUCGGGAUCGUGCCUAUCAGGAUUUAGGUCAAAACGAGUAGGUAGCAGAUGUUGUUUUUGUAGUGUCGUAGCUGGCGGACCCGCAAGGCCUUAACUGAGAUCAUUAGGUGACCGCCUGACGGGUGCGAACAAGGCGGGCGUAUAUGCAGGAGCAAGGCAGGAGCUGGCAGGAGCAGGAUAGGGGGUCCUUGCCCGUGGAUGAGUGUGAUUUGCACUGUGCAUGGCAUGACCGUGAGCUGGUGGUAUCAUUAAUGGCGGGGACUGUUUCUGCGCAAAUGCGGGCGGGGAGUACGGCUGGGCGUUAGAGGUGGUUG